Laccaria bicolor S238N-H82 is the source of this 609-nucleotide messenger RNA. RefSeq lists its product as uncharacterized. Lineage: Eukaryota; Fungi; Basidiomycota; Agaricomycetes; Agaricales; Hydnangiaceae. The transcript has 3 exons. Bases 1 to 609 code for a protein of 202 amino acids. The record is from RefSeq and is a predicted model, not a curated record.
AUGACACUGGAAUGCAGGCAGCAGAUGAUUUCAUGCCUCCCAUCGAUUCAGUUCCUGUUCAGCCGCAAAGUAAACGCGCACACAUUGAAGAAGUUGAAGACAAAGACACAGCCAUACCAAGGCCACACUACACCUGUUUUAAAAACCAAGUUUGAGAUGUUGUUGGAGCAGCAGACUGCUGAUGGGAAGCAGCCUUGGGAGCCAUUUGCAAGCAAGGAGGAGUGGCAGCUGGCGACGUGGCUGAUGGCCAAUAUGGGACAAACCUCAACUGAUGAAUAUUUGAAGCUGCCAAUCCUUGCUCACCCUCACAUUGAUUAUGUUCGUGAGAGAAGUAACCUCUCUUUCCAUAACAACUAUACGUUCUUGAAGGAAGUUGAUGUGUUGCCCACUGGCCCUAGUUGGAAAUGUGAAAUCUUGAGAGCCAAAGGUGACCUCAUCAGAGAUGAUGGUCAGCCACUUGUCGAGGAGCUGGAGCUGUGGUGGAGAGAUCCAGUGGAGUGCGUAAAGGAGCUUGUGGGAAAUCUGGCCUUCAAGAAAUUCAUGUUGUUCAUUCCCGAACAGGUGUUCUCGGAUAAAGAGGGCAAGGAGAGGGUUCUUGAUGAGAUGUAG